AAAAAAAAACACACCAAAACAGAAACAAGUAAUUUUGCAAGUUACCGCAAAAACCGGAUAAAUUACUUUGUUUUCCACACACAAAAUUUUCACAAAUUAAAAAAGAAAAAAUGGCUUUCGAAUUACGCACUCCCGUCAAUGGUUCAAUGCUACGUAAUUUCAUUGGAAAAACAGUCAGUUUAUUUGUUAAAAUCGAAUCGGAAAGUAACAGUUCAACAAUUCGAGUAAAAACUACCGACGAUCAGGAAGUGCGAGUCACUUUAUCCGAGCCAAUCAGUGCACGUUCAUCAGAUUGGGUUGAGAUUAUUGGAACACCAGCUGGACCUGAUGCUAUUCGUGCAAGAGAAGUUAUUUUAUUUGGAGGCAAUCAAGAUUUGGAUGUGGAAGGCUACAAUAUGAUGGUACAAUUCUGGAAUCAUAGCAAAGAUAUUUAUCGGCAAGGAUAGAUUCCUUCCAUUAAAUUAAAA
Messenger RNA from Episyrphus balteatus (marmalade hoverfly), 467 nucleotides. RefSeq lists its product as uncharacterized. NCBI's taxonomy places the organism in Eukaryota, Metazoa, Arthropoda, Insecta, Diptera, Syrphidae. Gene Ontology annotation, biological process: mismatch repair; base-excision repair; DNA replication. Gene Ontology annotation, molecular function: single-stranded DNA binding; damaged DNA binding. The record is from RefSeq and is a predicted model, not a curated record. Gene Ontology annotation, cellular component: nucleus; DNA replication factor A complex; site of double-strand break. The transcript is spliced from 2 exons. The coding region runs from base 111 to 446 and encodes 111 amino acids.